This is a messenger RNA of Cyclospora cayetanensis, 1284 nucleotides long. RefSeq lists its product as uncharacterized. Bases 1 to 1284 code for a protein of 427 amino acids. Lineage: Eukaryota; Apicomplexa; Conoidasida; Eucoccidiorida; Eimeriidae. The transcript has a single exon. The record is from RefSeq and is a predicted model, not a curated record.
AUGGAGAUGCUGCCCUGUCACAGCGACGCAACUGUGUCUGCAACAGCAGCACUAGAGGGGGGUCCUACUACUGCGGUACCUGCUGCCGAGACAGCCGUAGACUCUGCGCCUUCCGGCACAACUGAGUUAGACCAGCCAGAGGUCAGUCUCUUGGGGCGCUCACCGAACUCGGAACGGCGGGCAUCCACGUGGGGCAACUCUGGCAGCGGGAGCGAGCAGCAGGCACCAACAACAGCGGACUCUGAGAGCCCAGAGGCAUACAACUAUGAAAGUGUUACGGCGAACGAGACGCAUCGAGAGGAGCGACUGCUGCUGGUGGAGCGGCAGCACGUCAAAGCCGAAGGAAGCUUCGGUGAGAGGGCCGUCGCGUACGCUGUUUGCUGCAAAGAGCAGCCAAAGAACGGCACUGCGGGGAGCUCCGCUUGGUUGCAGGACCCCUGCAGCAGCAAAGAGCAGCAGCAGGAGUCUCCUCAGGACGAGCACGCGGAAGAAGCGUCCGAGGAGGGCCCUCAGGGGCCCUCUGCCGUUGCUCCUGCUGGGCUGGAAGGCCGUUCAGGGGAUGCAGCACUAGCGAAAAUAUCUGGAACAACUCGCGGGAGCAGCGGCAACGGCAGCGGCAGUGGCAGCGGGGUUCCUCCAGCCACGGCAGUGGCGCGUGUGCGCGGCUCGGCUGGGUCGACUGCCACGGCAUCAGAAGCACUAGCCACAACGAGCAGCCGGAAAUGCAUUGACGAGGGUUCGGUUCGUCGUCACGUUGUGCCUGUUGGGCCGCGGCACCAAGUUCCCUGUUUGCCUCCCUUCUUCCUUGAGAGCGAGACUUUUGGCUGCGGGUGCAGAGAAUCCUCCCCCGGACUGGAUCCGAGUCUGACGGCCAAGCUGGUGUACUCGCCUUCCUCGUUGGAAAGGGUGCGUCAGCGUCGUUUGGCUGAGGGGCUAGCUGAUCGAGCUAUUUGCUCGGAGGGGGAUAUGGAGGCCUUUAUGCAGCAGUGCGCGAAGAACUGGAAGGGCAACAAGCCAGGAUGGCAACCGUUCAGCCCAGAAUUCGCCUUCAAGCUGCUGCACUACGCGGGUUACGACCCCGCUAGGGCUCUGCAGCUCAUGGAAGAUCCCCAAUUUCCGUUUCAACUCGUAUGUGAUGGCCCAGUGAGGAGGUACGACAAUAAGUGGAGGCCAAAAGACAGACGCGGCGUCAUCUCUCCCACCCCGUACCCCCCUCCUGUGUUCCUCAGAGGCUACCUUUCGAGGCGGCAUUACAGAGAAAGCUCAGGCUACUCACUGCGUUGA